GAAGCCAGACGACAACAAGGAGCGCACGGGACAUCAUAUACAGACAUCAUUGUGCUAAAGGAGCUUCAGCUGAGCACGCACAGAAUGAGCGAAGACCAGUUCAGAGGGACUAAAGCCUACAGACUCCUGCACAGCUUCCCUCACCGUAAACAACAUCAAAGGAACUCCCUCAUCCCAGUCUUUUUCAAAUUCCAUGCAGUAUGCUCAUAACAUCAACUUGAGCGUUUGGUGGAACUGCUCAAGCACCCCCUGCGAUUCAGGAUGAUAUGCGCUCAAAUGAACAUGAGUGACGUCAAGCUGUUUAAGAACCUGAGCAAAGAUUGACUGAAUCUCUACCAUGCCUGUGGCCUCCACCAGGACAGUGCCUCAGGGGUUGGACGCUAUGAGUGACAGCACCACCAGCUCCACCACAGCCAACGACCUGGACCUCAUCUACCUAAAAGGCAUCAUGGAAAGCCCUGUGGAGCAGGAGGAGAGCCUGAAGGAGUCACGGCUGUCACCAGUGAGGGAGAACAAUGUGGAGCUCCUGCAGGAAAUCCUCAGAGACCUGGACCCCUUUACACACCGCUCCAACACUGCAGCUGAGCUCUCCCAAAUACUCACACAGCCUCACUUUCAGUCUCUCCUGGAGACUCACGAUUCAGUGGCAUCCCAGGCGUGUGAUAGCACCCCCCCCAGCCCAUGUGAUUUUGUGGAUAAUGAGCAAGAGGAUGGUCACAAACCCAACCUGUGCCCACCACCUGACGCAAUCCGCAUGGUGGGCAUACGCAAAGGGGCGGGGGAGCAUCUGGGUGUGACAUUCAAGGUGGAGGGUGGUGAGCUGACUAUAGCCCGCAUACUCCAUGGAGGGAUGAUAGACCAGCAAGGACUGCUGCAUGUUGGAGAUAUCAUCAAAGAGGUGAAUGGACGAGAGGUGGGCCAGGACCCUAAGUUGCUGCAGGAGGAGCUGCAGGCUACCAGUGGAAGUGUAGUUCUGAAGAUACUUCCCAGUUACCAUGAAGCCAUACCUCCAAGACAGGUAUUCUUCAAGUGUCACUAUGACUAUGACCCAGCUAAUGACAAUCUGAUUCCCUGUAAGGAGGCGGGCUUAAGGUUUGAGACAGGAGACAUCCUGCAGAUAGUCAACCAGGAUGACGUCAACUGGUGGCAGGCCCGUCAUGUGGAGGGUGGAAGCGCGGGGCUGAUCCCCAGCCAGAUGCUGGAGGAGAAAAGGAAAGCGUUUGUCAAGAAAGAUGUUGAACUGGCUCCUGCAGGAAAUCUUUGUACUGGUGUAGGUGGGAAGAAGAAAAAGAAAAUGAUGUAUGUGACCACCAAAAAUGCAGAGUUUGACAGACAUGAGAUACUGCUCUACGAGGAGGUGGCAAAGGUCCCACCUUUCAAGAGAAAAACUCUGAUUUUGAUUGGUGCCCAGGGUGUGGGGCGGAGGAGACUGAAGAACAAGCUUUUACUGAGGGAUCCACUUCUCUUUGGCACCACCAUUCCAUACACCUCCAGAAAGCCCAAAAAGGGCGAUCGUGAGAGUCGGAUGUAUGCCUUCACUAGCCGCAGCAAAAUGGAGACUGACAUCAAGAAUGGGCGCUAUCUUGAACAUGGAGAGUAUGACGGCAACCUGUACGGUAUCAAGAUCGACUCCAUACAUGAGGUGGUGGAGGCUGGACGCAUCUGCAUACUAGACGCCAACCCUCAGUCUCUCAAAGUGCUGAGGACCUCUGAGUUCCUGCCCUAUGUGGUGUUCCUUCAGUCUCCAGACUUCGAGGUGCUCAAGGCAAUGAACCACUCUGCUGUAGAGGCGGGGGUGGUUGAUAAGACACUGAUGGAUGAAGAGCUGCAGAGGACAUGUGACGAGAGCGCUAAAAUCCAGGCGGCCUACGAUCACUACUUCGACCUGUGCAUCAUCAAUGACAACCAGGAUGAGACCUACCGCACUGUCAAGGCAGCACUUGAAACAGUUUCUAAAAAUCCCCAGUGGGUUCCUGUCACAUGGGUUUUCUAGAAAGAGGCAAUGGAUGUAACACAAGUAAAAAGAAAGAGAGCAAUGACACAGAAAAUAUGCCACUGUAUACAUGAUGGAAGUUCUCACUUAGAAUCCCGCAAGAGAUCAAAUCUGACACAGUAAAUGCUUCACGGGAUGAAUUAGCAACAAGUCAGGAAAGACAGAAUAGAAGAAAACAAGUAAGAGAAGAGAAAGGAAGGUGGGAAAGAUUAAAGUCCUCAAUGUCAGGAAUUCAAAGAUUUUACUUGGGCACAUCAAGAGAUGUGUGUGUGUGUGUGUGUGUGUGUGUGUGUGUGUGUGUGUGUGUGUGUGUGUGUGUGUUCGACAUAGAUCUUUUCUGGCAUAAAGACAGACCAUGUCAGGACCAGUAUGCCUCUCCCAGAGCUUGAGCUUGCAGCUCAUUUGUCCUCAAGUGUGCCAAGUGGUUAAUUUUGUGUCAUCUGGCAGAAUUUCACUGGCUGUACAGCUAUCAAAUUAUGGACUAGGGGUGUCAUGAUUCUCCAAAUCCUUGAUUCAACUACAUUUUCGAUUCUAAGGUCAUGAUUGGAUUCGAUUCUCGAUUUUUACAUUUAUUUUUUCUAAAGCACAGGUUGCUAUGCCAUUUUAGACUAGAAUUUAUGCAAUAUAAUAUCUGAGCAUUGUUCGCAAUGUACUACACUACAUUGUCAAAUUUAAAACAUUUAUUAACAUUAUGUAACAAUAACUUAUAUCUGCAGUCAAUUGGAAACUUAAACAAAAUAACCUGCCAUCUAGUUUCAGCAGGGCUUGCAAACUGUAGCUCUUUUGUCAACAACAUGAACGUUGUCAACAUAACUCACUGGAAAUCCAAAAUACUUCCACACCUGCGACUUCAGUGAAAGAGGAGGGGGUUCAAGUUUUGUCUAUGGGUCUCCUGCAUCUGCAUUUGCCACUGUUGUAAGAGUGGCGUAGCCCCUUUCAGGAAUAGGGCGGUGCGUGAGGUGUGUGUGUGUGUAAGGUGCGUAACGUGUGAGUGGGUAAGUGAGAAUUAGGAAGCGUGCGUACGUGUGGACAGUGAAUGAAUGGGAGAUAAGGAGAAGCGAAAGUAGUAGCAGUCGUAGCAACAGCAAUUAAGUGUACAAUAUAGUUUGCAGUUUGGCUGUGAAUAAAGGCGACGGCUCCUCCAGAUACAGCAAAGCUCCCUGGUAUCAUUUUCCAACCAGCUUAACAUGUGGAAGUGGUUCACCCUGACAGUAAACACAAACUAUGGCCCUGGAAGAAAUCAUCUCUCCUGUGCUUCCUGACCACGGAGCCAAACAGGAAUGGUGUAACACCAUGCUAUCGUUUGGCUAAUAGACUAAGUUAGAGGAGGUUGACUUGCAGCACUUCAACACUUACCGCGAGUGUUUGUUUCCGCUCAACAAGCCGACCAGACGUGACAUGGGGGUGUGGCAGCAUCGACGAUCCCAUUUUUUAGUUCCAAGCUUGAGAUUGUGACUUAAUUUCGAUCGAUUUCGAUUUAAAAUCUAAAUCGUGACACCCUUAUUAUGGACUGUACUUCCUUAAUUUGUAUGCCUGCCUGGUCAAAGAAUACAGAAGUUGGCUGAGAUGACAGAGCUGCCAAUCUCUCUUCUAUCUGAUUAAAUAUGGAAGAGCCAAAACCAAGCACUGCCUAACUUGCAGUAUGUCACUCAAAGGCAGCAAAAGGCAUUAUAAUUGUUUUUUCUACCUUUUGAGCUGAAGGGAAUACAACAGUCCUUUAUCUCUGUUUUCUCUGGUCACAAACAACCAAUUUCUAACAUGUUUGCAGUGCUUUACUGCACAGCACAUGUCUGAAAUACUUCUACAGAGGUUAGGUUAGGUUAGGUUACAGUUUGUUUAAACUGAGGGACAGGUUAGGCAUUUAUUUGUGAUGGCUAAUGUUAGGUACAGGGGCUGGGGAAUGAGUAAUGUCAAUGAGGCAAUGACAGAAGGGUUAUAAAUGUGUGUGUGCGUGUGUGUUUGCGUGUGUGUGCAAGUAUUUGUGUCCCUGUCUGUGCAUGGAUUUUUAGAGCUUUUUAGACUUUUGUAUAUUUUUAGAUAAUUGUGCCAUUACUGAUCAUCAGCAGACUUUCACUGUUUACAUUUACACUAAUCUGCAAACUAAAAGCAAAAGCCCAUCAUAACUUUAAAUGAAACCAAACAGAUAUCUUAAAACUGCCUAUUUAUAUGUCAUGUAGAUUAAAAACCAAGUCUUCUGUUUACAGUAACAUAAAAUGCGAAGGGCAACCAGUUAUUGACAUUAAUUAAUUUUGUUAUGAUGGAUUAUUUGACUAAAACAUGGAAAAGCACAAUAAUGCAGAAGCAACAGAUGUUCUCAUGCCAACUUAUUUUUAGUGGAGAAUACAUUUGAUAAAUUGCAUGAGAUUGAGUGCCAACAACAACAAGCCAACCUCAAGCCAACCGGUACACUGGUCUUAUUUUAAAGUAGUUUCACACACACACUCACAGGCACUCCAAGAACACAAAGAAUUACACAGGUAUUGAAGAGAAAGAAAACUGUACAAUAUGCACAUUCAUGUAAUAUAACCUUCCAUCUUAGUAAGACAAAGAAAAAGCCACCCCCAGAACCACUUUUGGAGUCCACUGCAGAAUUGGUUGUAUGCAUGUACUGUCAUCAAAUCUAACAACCAGGCCACAAAAUUAGCAAUGUCAUUUCUUAAAGGGAUAGUUUGUGUUUUUUGAAGUGGGGUCAUAUAAAGUACAUAUCUAUAGUCAGUCUGUUCCCUACCGUAAUCACUGAUCAGCGCAGCCUCAGUAUUAGGUGGUUUAUUUUGCUU
Messenger RNA from Acanthopagrus latus (yellowfin seabream), 4770 nucleotides. RefSeq names its product membrane protein, palmitoylated 2a (MAGUK p55 subfamily member 2) (gene mpp2a). The coding region runs from base 338 to 1993 and encodes 551 amino acids. Lineage: Eukaryota; Metazoa; Chordata; Actinopteri; Spariformes; Sparidae. The record is from RefSeq and is a predicted model, not a curated record. Gene Ontology annotation, cellular component: cell-cell junction; plasma membrane. The transcript is spliced from 15 exons. Gene Ontology annotation, molecular function: protein binding.